AUGGCUUCUUAUCCCCCUGCCGAUGUCACUGGUCAAACGAUCGGUCUUUUCCAGUACUGCCAGGUCAACGGCCAGCGGUUCAAGCGCAAACGUGGAACCGAGAAAUGGACGCCUGUCCAGCCUGAGUCCCAAGAAACAGGUUCCCAGCAGCAACCAUUUGUAUUGUCACUCGUCCUCCAACGCCAAGCUCCCGGGGAACCGAAACACUGGUCUCUUUUCGUGGCCCGCGAGAAUGAGCCAGGCAUGGUCUACCAGGUUAAAGGGGAUGCCCAAUGCAUGUCCUACCAGCCUUCGACUAAACCAAGACGCAUCGCGGACUCGGACUCUUUCCUCAACAUGUAUGAGCUGGCUACGUUGACGGAUGAAACCGCCGCGAUUGUUAAACAAGUGGCUGAGCAAGAGCCACCCCCUCGAGCGGAGACACGCCGUGAUGUUAAGGAAAAUUGUCAGGGUUGGACGGUUCGAGUACUUGAGAAACUUGUUGCACAUGGGAUCAUGCCUAGUUCUAAGCUCCAGAUGGCUAAGUUCAUGGUCGAAGCAGUCUAA
Coccidioides posadasii C735 delta SOWgp is the source of this 546-nucleotide messenger RNA. RefSeq lists its product as uncharacterized. The record is from RefSeq and is a predicted model, not a curated record. Lineage: Eukaryota; Fungi; Ascomycota; Eurotiomycetes; Onygenales; Onygenaceae.